Sphaeroforma arctica JP610 is the source of this 912-nucleotide messenger RNA. RefSeq lists its product as hypothetical. The coding region runs from base 37 to 795 and encodes 252 amino acids. Gene Ontology annotation, molecular function: DNA-binding transcription factor activity, RNA polymerase II-specific; RNA polymerase II cis-regulatory region sequence-specific DNA binding. The transcript has a single exon. NCBI's taxonomy places the organism in Eukaryota, Ichthyosporea, Ichthyophonida. Gene Ontology annotation, cellular component: nucleus. The record is from RefSeq and is a predicted model, not a curated record. Gene Ontology annotation, biological process: central nervous system development; regulation of transcription by RNA polymerase II.
AGAAGGAACUGCAGUGCAGAAGCUUCGCCCACGCAGAUGUUUAGUACAACACCAGGGGAAGGACACCCGUGUGUGUGGCCUGGCUGUAAGUUAAGCCUGGACUCCGCAAGCGCUCUGUCAGCCCAUAUACGCACGCACACGCAUCCGCACGCCUGCGACCAUCCCGGAUGUGAGAAGGCGUAUACGACGAAGUUCGAUCUUAAAACACACAAACGAAUUCAUACGGGCGAAAGGCCGUACAAGUGUGACUAUGAAGGUUGCACGAGCAGCUACACGCGCGCGGCCUUUUUAACCAUCCACAAACGCAGUCAUACGGGAGAAAAGCCGUAUAAGUGCACCCACCCCGGGUGUGACUAUGCAGCUGCACGUCUGGACUACUUACAAGUCCACAUGCGGUCACACGAUGGCACAAAGCCCUAUGCCUGUGACUUCCCGGGCUGCGGCAAAACGUAUGCCCACGCUCACUCACUUAAUAAGCAUAAACGUAUACACACCGGCGAGAAUAAGAAUUUUACCUGUACGCAUGAUGGGUGUGGUAGAAGGUUCAAUAGUUUAUCCGACCGAACCAGGCACGAGCGAAGUCAUACGCGUGAUAAGCCGUACAAAUGCGAAUUUCCCGAUUGCGGCAAGGGCUUUGCGAGAAAAUCUUAUCUAGACACGCAUAUACUCUCGCACACGGGAGAAAAACCUUAUGCAUGCACCCACCCGGGUUGCGGCAAGCGGUUUAUUACAUCGAGCUAUCGUAAUAUGCACAUGCGCACAAAGCACCAGGCGGAUGACGCUUCAGCUGUCUAAACAGUUCGGUACAUAGCUACUCUGUGAUAUAACCACGCAGUGCAAACGCCAGCAUUCUGGUUGUACCAAGGCGUUUGCGAAACGGGCCACCUCACACACAACCGUACAUACACAGCG